CUUCACAGUGCCAUGACUGAGGAAUUUCAAGGAGCAAAUUUCUCAUACACAAACUUCAUUUUUGCUGGAUUUCCAGAGAUCUUUCAAUAUAGGAAAUUACUUUUCUUACCAUUUUUCCUGAGUUACAUAUUGGUUAUGGUUGGAAAUUCUUUAAUGCUUUUUGUAAUUAAAAAUACAAAAAGUCUUCAUAGCCCGAUGUACAUGUUAGUAUCUGCCUUGGCCGUGGUUGACAUUAUUGUACCUACUGCAAUUGUUCCAGCUAUGCUGCUCAGUUUACUCUUUGACUUAAAUGAAAUAUCUUUAGUUGGAUGUUUGAUACAAAUGUUUUUUAUACACUUUUUUUCCUCUGUCGAGUCUACCAUUCUUUUAGCAAUGGCUCUGGAUCGCUCUGUAGCUAUCUGCAAUCCACUUCGAUAUAAUGCAAUCAUGAACUCAUCAAUGUUUGUAAAAUUACUGCUUUUUACUUUGAUCAGGAGUGGCACAAUAAUGUCUGUUCUGGUUUGUUUAGCUGCAUCUUUGUCUUUCUGUCGGUCCAAUAUUAUUCAUCAUUGCUACUGUGACCACAUGGCUCUUGUUAGUUUAGCCUGUAAUUCAACUGCAAAGAAUAAUGCAAUGGGCAUUGCUGUCAUUGUUUGUUUUGCUGGAAUUGAUAUAUCUGUCAUUUUCUGCUCCUAUGUGAAAAUCUUGCACGUGGUGCUGAGAGCUGCGGCAGGUGAGCAGAGAUCAAAAGCACUUCAUACUUGUGGUACUCACCUGAUUGUAAUGAUGUGUUUUUAUUUUGUGGGAAGUGUCACUUUUCUCUCCCAUAACCUUAGUAUUCCGAUUCCAUUGGGUGUCAACACCUUUCUGGGUAUCACAUACAUAGUUGUUCCUGCAUGCAUUAAUCCAAUUAUCUAUGGGGUUCGAACGAAAGAAAUACAGAAAGCACUAUUAAAAAUGUUCAAAAUACAUGUCAAUAGGGUGUUUACAGUAAAGGUUUCAACUUUGAAUUUCUGA
Electrophorus electricus (electric eel) is the source of this 996-nucleotide messenger RNA. It is a transcript of the gene or55e1, whose product is annotated as odorant receptor, family 55, subfamily E, member 1. Gene Ontology annotation, biological process: G protein-coupled receptor signaling pathway. Gene Ontology annotation, cellular component: plasma membrane. The record is from RefSeq and is a predicted model, not a curated record. Lineage: Eukaryota; Metazoa; Chordata; Actinopteri; Gymnotiformes; Gymnotidae. Gene Ontology annotation, molecular function: olfactory receptor activity; G protein-coupled receptor activity.